CCUAGUCCCCUAAUAAUGACGUUGUUCUUCCCCUAGCGACUCGUUUCGCAUAACAAUAAUGUCAACGAAUAGUCCAUCUCCGGCGACAUUUGGUGAACCUUGGCCGGAGUAUAACGACGGUCUAACUUACCGUGAUCUUGUCCGGUCACCUGAUUCCGGUUUAACAUUGAUUGAGUAUUACUCUCUCAGGCAUCAAUCUUCAGCUCCUGCUCUAGGUUGGUUGCAGAGAAUCGAAAACGGUCAGAUAACAGUCAACGGAACAGUUGUCACUGAUCCAAACACCGUUCUCAGAAUCGGCACAGAACUAGUAUAUCACAGACGUCCAUGGAAAGAACCGUACGCACCAUACUUGCUCGAGGUUUUAUUUGAAGAUGAUCAUUUGAUUGCGCUAAACAAACCAUCUGGUCUACAAGUUUUACCCGGUGGACUGUUUCAGCAGCGAACUGUCCUUACACAACUCCAAUGGCGUAUAAAGAAUCAAGAAUCGUUAGUACCGGAUCGAGAAUUAUGCCCUGUUCCAGUUCAUAGGCUUGGAAGAGGGACAUCAGGAAUAUUACUUUGUGCGAAAACAAAGCUUGCAAAAACUCGGCUUGCAGCUCUUUUUGCUGACAAAACGUCAGCAGUUUCCAAUAACAGAAAAAUUGACAAUGAGGUCAAUAAGGUCGGAAAAAUGUCAAAGAUAUACAGGGCACUAGCAAGUGGAAUUAUAAACGAGGACGAGGCUGUGAUUGAUGAGCCAAUUGGAACAGUGAAAUAUUCUGGUGUUGCUAAAGGAUUAUAUGUUGCUUCUCCUUCAGGGAAACCAGCAUUGAGCAAAGUUCAUGUUUUGAAGAGAGAUGUACAGAAUAACCUCACAGUUGUUCAGGUGGAGAUUCAAUCUGGUAGGCCCCACCAAAUCCGAAUUCAUCUUUCGUUCAUUGGACACCCUUUGAUAGGUGAUCCGCUUUAUCUAACUGGUGGGAAACCACAAUGCGCUGUGCCUGAAACUGUAGAUGAAACAUUUGCCGAAGAUGGAGGGUAUCACAGACCUGCAAAUCCUGUUCCUGGAGACUGUGGGUACUACUUGCAUGCUCAUCAAUUAGUUCUUUGUCAUCCAAUGACAAAUGAGAUGAUUAAAAUAACAGCACCACUACCGCCCGUCUUCUUAAGUCACGAGUCAGGAGAAUGAACAAAACACAUUGCUUUAUUAUCAAUCAGAAUGUUUCAGGAACUGCUUAGCUUGAGAGUUGAGACGAGUAACCUGCUGUUGGGCUGACACUUGGAAAAUGGGCCUGGCUCAGGCUGUUUGAUACUUUGAUGAGCUACAUUUAUAGUUGGGCCAGAUGUGUGGAUCUGUAUCUUUUGGGCCAAUGAACUUUUUAGAGGUUAUUUAUUUAUAGUUCUUAAUUUGGAGAAGUACAUGGUCGAGGUUUAAAGACAUAUUCGAUGAUCCUUAAAUACUAAAAUAAUACAUUAUUAAUUGCAAGUGUCAUCAUCUAGUCAUUAUGGUGCUAAACCACCUUUAAACCUAUUAA
Helianthus annuus (common sunflower) is the source of this 1514-nucleotide messenger RNA. Its product is annotated as RNA pseudouridine synthase 5. The record is from RefSeq and is a predicted model, not a curated record. The transcript has 15 exons. Gene Ontology annotation, biological process: pseudouridine synthesis. Bases 59 to 1168 code for a protein of 369 amino acids. Lineage: Eukaryota; Viridiplantae; Streptophyta; Magnoliopsida; Asterales; Asteraceae. Gene Ontology annotation, molecular function: RNA binding; pseudouridine synthase activity.